GGGGAGAGGUCGAACCGGUCAUACAGGUCGGACCGCCCAAAAAGAAGAAAUACGCGGUCCGAUUGGAAGAAGGAUUUGACGUAGAGAAGGUGAUCGACCGGCUGCUGGAAAGGCAUAAUUACCUCAUGACCCUGAAGGAAAUCCUAGCGUCAGCGCCGCGACUCCUCGAUGAACUGAAGGGGAGGUUAUCACGGCGCCUGGUGCCCAAUGUCCAUCUGGGUACGAUCCUGCCCAACGAGGCAGAGUGGGCAGAGUUAGGUACGAAGAUAAACUGGAAGUGUGUAGCAUGCGGUACGGUGGAUUUGAUGGUGAAGGGUUCUAAGUGCGCAGCAAUAGUGGACACCGGGGCAGAGAUGAACAUCAUUCGGGAGGCGGACGCGAUCAGAUUCGGGUUAGAUAUAGACCGUUCUGACUGCGGUAUUCUGCAUGGAGCCAACUGUAAGGCCGUGUUUUGUGGGACAGUCUCGAAUAUACUCGUCAGGGUUGGAAAGGUGAACGCCAGGGCAUGCUUCUUCAUAAUGUCAGACGUGGACCAUGGAAUCCUCCUGGGGAGGUCAUUCCUAAGCAGGACAGAGACCGUGAUGUUCAACAAACAUGACGGGACGUUGAUCCUCCUCUUAUGUGAUCCUGCCUGCGGAAAUUAUGAAAUAAUUACUUGCAGGAACACCGGGCCAAGGAGUAUAAGGAACCGGCCCAAUCCAGGAUCAUUCACAAUCGAGGAGUCGGAAGGGGAGCGCACUAGGCUCUGGGCAGAGCCCGAAGCAGGACAGGGGGUGGAAGCAUUUUCCCUCAGCCUGUCAGAUGUUGGGAAGGCCAUGGACCUGGUGGCCGCGCAUGAGAUGGCAGAUCCGGAUGCCAUCCAUGCCUUGAGGGGACAAAUUCUGGAAUGCCCUGAGGCAGGAAGGUUGGAACUGGUAUAUCGGCUCCCAGGCAGUGGAGGGAAUCCCGCAUCAGCGCAAACACAAUCUGACCUCGAAAAGGUCCUGAGCCUGCUCGAAGAGCAUAACCUCACGGCAAGCGGGGUCAAAUCCAGACACUACAUGAGGGGAGCGACUAUCUUGGGGAUAGUCUGCAAUGAGAAGGGCCGAAGGCCGGAUGUGAAGAAAACGGACAAGAUUACUGAGUGGCCGGUUCCGUUCCACUCAAUAACUGAUGUCAGGAGCUUCCUUGGUACGUGUGGAUUUUCGAGGGCCUUCGUCAAGAACUUUGCCGCGAAGACUAAACACCUGAGGAAGUUAGUCCGUCAGGAUCAGGAAUGGGUAUGGGGUGAGGAACAAGAAGAGGUGGUAGCAAAAAUGAAGGAGGAAUUUCGAGAAGGAGGGUUGGUGUUAGGGGCGCCAGAUUAUGACGCCACAGAGACGCGACCCUUCAUUGUCGAGACGGAUGCGGGACCGACUGCCUUAGGGGGAGUUCUAAUUCAGGCAGACAUGGAAGGGAAGGAAACACCCUUGCGAUUUAAGAGUCGGACUCUCUGUACGACGGAGAGGAACUACUCUCAGUUCAAGAGGGAGACCCUUACUGUCCUCCAUUGUCUGCGAAUCUUCUGGAAUUAUAUCUUUGGCAAGAGGUUUAUUUUGAGAGUGGAUCCGACCGCCCUGGCCUACUCUCUAAGGAAUUACGUUCCAUUGGAUCCGACGAUUGCCAGAUCGUUGACAUACAUCUGGAUGUUCAAUUUCGAAUUGAAACGGAUUCGUGGUAGCAAGAACCGGGCGGACGGGCUGAGUCGGAUCAGCAGGGAUAAGCAGGAAGGGGAGGAGGUGGAGAAUACGCCCCCAGUUGAUGGAUUUCUGGAUCAGGAAGAAGAUGUUCGUUUUCAUAUCAACAAAUGGACGCCGCGAGUGCCUAGCUGUGUAGGUUAUCCUAUCUGGCAAGCGCCGAAGGGGUAUGAAAGAAGGAAUGAGUUAGUCCUUAAGCCCUUURAAGAAGAGGAUCCCUGGGGCGGGAAUGUGGACGAAAUACCCGAGAGCCAGGAUGACGAGUUCGAAGAAGGGGAAAUAAAGGAGGUUUUUCGUACAGAGGAGUACGACGGGAUCUACCUAGAGUUGGGGCUUCUUCUGUCAUGUGAAAUGCGGCUAAGAGAUGCGAGCGAUAGGGCUCAAAGGAUGCUGCAAUGCUACCUAGUGCGAGACGGUCACCUUUUCGUGAGAAGGGAAGUGGGGAAUCCCAGGAGGAUCGUGUGCGGUAGGAAUCGUCAGAUCGACGUCGUAGCAGCACUACACGAUGGCAUUGCAGGAGGGCAUCGAGGGGUACAAGCCACGUCUGACUUUACGAAGACAGCCAUGCCAAGAGGAGGGAAGAGGACACGGCCGCCUCAGAGGCCGUUGGGCGCAUCAGGAGGAUAUGAGCGGCAUGGGCCUCGCCAACUAGGGAGUACUCCAGUCUACAAUGAUGGGGACAUCGAGCUAUUCCUGGACAAUUUUUGGGAGCAUGCGAGGAGUAUAGGCUGGACCGUCACUCAGGCGAUUGAGAGAUUGAGGGAAGCAGGUAGGUUCGAAGAGCCCAUUACCAGGAUUCGUAGGGAGGCGACGACGAGGCAGGAGGUGGAGAUAAGGAUGGAGGAGUUGCGACCCUCGCCUGUGGGACCUGAUGGCAGGCCGAUCCGCCUGGAAAUUGGAAAUGCGACAGGUGUCAUCCCCGCGUUUGAGUGGUUCAUGCAAGAGCAAGGCAUGCAGAGAGAUGAUUGGAUGCAGACGCUACUACUCUGGACCAGGAAGGCGGAAAGGCCACUGGCUAUGCAGAUCAGGGACAUGGCACGAGAUUGGGAAAGCUGCAGGGCACAUUUGAGAGAGGCCUUUCGACGGCCAGAGCUCCCUCAGCCCAGAGUUGAGAGGCGGCAGAGGAGUCAGAGGCCGAGGGACCCUGAKCCCAGGGAGGCGAGACCAUCUCGAGAAGGACGGAAGGCCCUAGCCAGGAGAGAGCAGGAGCCAGAGGAUGAGGAGCGAGGGGCAUACCCUGAGUGUGGGUUGGGGCCAGUGGAGUUCCAUCGUUUUACUGAACGUAGAUUGAGGAGGUCGCCAGCACACACACAGGGGAAGCCACCAGCGUCAGAGGGGCCCUUGAGGGAAUUGGAGAUGCAUUUAGAUAUCUCUCGGUGGAGGGCGUCGCUUCAGGGUGAGGAGCAUGGAGAGCAGGCAGAGGAGAUGUCACGAGAGGAGGUGCCGCGAGAGGAGGUGCCACAGAGGGAGAUACCACGAGAAGAGAUGCCACGGGAGGAGGUGCCACAGGAAGAGGUUCAGGGUACUCAGCGAGAGAGGGGGCAAGGCGAUGAGGGAAGACGUGCAGGGAAGGAAGUGAUAGAGGUUGGAGAGGACACGCCCCCACAGACGCCACCAGUGGGUUUGAGACUCGGGGAUGCACCAGGGAGCACCCGACAGGCAAAUGAGGGGUUGCAGAGAGAGGAGACCCCUUUACCUUCGUCAGAAAAGGCUCCUUCGCCAGAAGGGAGGGCAGAAAGGAGGAGAGAGAGGGCAGUUGUAAGGAGAGAAGCUUUGAUCCUGAUUGAUAGGCACCUAGCAGCUCAUGCCCUGGAGCACCCAGACCUGGAGGAGCCAGCACSUGCAGAGCCACGCCAGGAGUCAUGCCAGCCCGAGAAGGAGAUGGAAGCAGAAAUCCCAAAGAGGGUCGACCUCCGCACGAGGGAAAGGGUGCCAGCUGGAGAGACGGCUGAAGAAAAGAGGGCGAGACGAACUAGGCGGAUGGAUGAGAUAUGGCAGGAGAGGCAGAGGUUGGAGGCAGCAGGGGAGCUCCCGGUGUAGCAGCAAGAGAGGCAGAGAUCGGAGGCAGCAGGAGCACUCCCGGGUCAGCCGCCCAGCGCACCAGCUAGGGCCCCAGAGAUUCCUGAGAUAUGGAGGGACUUCUGGGAGCAGAGAGGAGAGGAGCUUCCAUCGCCAGUCAGAGCUGGGUUUGAGGUGGUCAGGAAGGCGGAAGAAAGGUUAGAUCGGAAAAUCAAGUUCCUAGCCAAGA
Molecule: messenger RNA, 3963 nt
Organism: Chara braunii
Lineage: Eukaryota; Viridiplantae; Streptophyta; Charophyceae; Charales; Characeae
Source: the annotation of a GenBank genome assembly